AUGGGUAGUUACCUGGGGAAGCCCGCCCCCCAGCCACCUGCACCCCCCCGGGAAGCCAGGAGCCUACGGGAGCCACCCGGACCCGGAUGUCGCACGCCCACCUCCUCUGUGCGGCCAGCACACUCGCUCUGUAGCCCUCACCACAUUCGCCCCUCCCUGCCGCCCCACCCACCCACCCAGACGCCUUUCUGCCGACACCGCGGAACUUCUUCUGGUCCAUUUGUAAUAACGCCGCUAAGACAAUAUCCAAUCCAGCAGGCCCAGUAUUCCUUGCUGGGGGUACUCCCCACAGUGUGCUGGAAUGGUAAUCACAAGAAGACCGUGCUUUCCGCUCGUAAUUCCAGAAUGGUGUGCGGUCCAGUCACCGUGAGGAUUCCUCCUCCUGAUAGGAGGUGGACUCGGUCUCUACGCCUAGAGCAGGUAGUCAGCUCCCCACUGCCCUCCCGGUCGAGUAACGCCAUAGGCCCGUGUGCAAAGGAGACUAUACCGAGUACUCUCAAAGAGAAGAAUGAAAGGUCAGUGGAGGAAGAAGAGCCAAUUUUUGAUAAUGGUCAGGAAAAGCAGACAAGGUGCCCUGAGAGCAGUGGGAGUGGCCAUUUAGUGUUUGAGCCCCUAAUGGCUAGUGCAGUUCCUGCUGCUUUUGUGCCUACGCCUGAGGCUGUGAGGAGAGGUCUCAAUUCUCAGAGCUCAGCUGACCCCCUAUUGAGAUCCUCCACCUCUCUGAUGAGCUCCUCAGAGGUUACCUACACAAGUGGUAUCCCUAUCUCUGGCCGCAAUGCCAUUACCAGUUCUUACAGCUCCACCAGCUUGUCCCACUUCCAAGUACCAGAGAGACCAGCAAAGAAAACAAGGGAAGAGAAUACUCAUCUUUCUAGUUCUUCAACUCCACGGGUAACAGAGAAGGCGUCCUGUGGAGAUCAUAUUGCAGAUACAGCCAUGUGGGAGAAACAGAACUCACAGGAUUCCCCCAUGAGGGAGAAACAGAACUCACAGGAUUCCUCCAUGUGGGAGAAACAGAACUCACAGAAUUCCUCGUCUGUACCUGACAGCUCUAGGGCACGGAAACGGAAGGUCCAGCUGCUGCCCUCCAGGCGAGGAAAACAGCUGACCCUACCCCCACCUCCUCUGCUUGGUUAUUCGAUCACCGCUGAAGACCUAGACUUGGAAAAGAAAGCUUCAUUGCGAUGGCUGAACAAAAUCUUGGAGGAUAAGACUGAUAUGGCCUUGAGCUCUGUCACUGAGAGCCCAUACACCACUACUCAGCCUUUAACCCUACCUACUAUUGGGCCUGUUUCCUCCACAGAUACCCUCCCAACCCCAGACACUAACCCACUGCUGGAGAGCUUGAAGAUGCACAGUUCCCCGGUCCUCCCAGCCUUGCCAGAAUCCACUGGCGUGGCACUAACACCCGAGGCUCAUAUGCUCCCGAAGACUCCCGACCUCCCAGUAUCUCUCGGCUCUUUACAGUCAGUGCCCCUGCUUCCAAGCAUCUCCUUAAACCCCAAAUCCACAGUCACUUUCUUGGGCCUGACCCCUGCAUCUUCCAUAAUACCAGUCGCUGACACUACCGAGUCACCUCAGGCUGAGACGUCCAUCAAAUCUCAAACCCUAACUGCCCCAACCCCCCACCCCAAGCAAAGUAUUCUGUUUGGAAUGCUAAGUACCUCACCUAACCCUUCUGCCUCUGCAACUACUGGUGUGUCUUCAGCAUCUCCCAAGCGUAGUUGCAGUUUGGAGACCCCACCUGAAAGUGACAAUGAAGACCCCUUACCAUCUAGACAUUCCAAGGUCACAGCCUCUUCUAACUCUGUCUUCCCCAUAACUCCCAGUGUGGGGCCACUUCAGUCUGUGCCCUUGUCUUCUCCCUUCAGUCAAACAGCUAUUCCAGCCACUACCACGAGCAACCCUCUCUUCACUAGACAGGCCAGUGCCACUUCUACGGUCGUGUCCGUAGCCGCAGCCAGCAUACGUGCAGAUUCUGCUUCAAAACCUGCUUUUGCUGUUAGUGUGAGCAACAUGACCAACACCAUGAGCAGCGAGACCAGCACCACUACUUCCCAACCUUUCUUUGGGACUCCCCCAGCCUCUGGUGCCAGCUCUGUCCCCUCCGUGGACACCAUAUUACAGUUUGGCAAGCCUCCUGCCAUACCCACUUCAGUAGCAGUCACCACCUUUGGCCAGCCCCUUCCUGGUGCCACUCAGAUAUCCCACAGCAGCAUUGCUGGUUUCAGAAGCUUUGGCAGCCCCCCGACAGGCUCAGCCCCUGUCACCACCAGCCAGCCUACACUGACCAGCACCACCACCCCUGCCGUCAGCAUUCCCUUUGGCCCCAGCACUAAGCCGUCCAUCACGUCACCUCCAGGAACCAGUCCCUGGCUCACAUCUGGGGCCACUGAUGGGCAGCAGCAGGGAGCCCUCAGCUCUAGCAGCUCUUUCACUCUUGGAAGCUCUGUAGCCCCAGCCGCCAUUCCAGCGCCAGCGCUCAGCAGCACCACAGCUCUUUUCUCCAUGGGUGCAGCCCCCACCCCUGACUCUGGAGCUAGGGCCCAAACUGCCAGCAGUGGGGCCAGUAGUAGUUCACUGACCAGUACUACAGUGUCAUCGCUCUUUAUGCUUGGGGGCUCUGCAGUCCCAGCUGCCACUGGGGACUUUGGGAUCCACGUGGCUUCUUCAGGCACCAGCUCCACCUCUGGGGCUUUCUGCUUUGGAACAGAGCAGAGUGGGACUAGUGGCAACACAGCCUCAUUUGGGAGAGGCCGUAGUCAGAGCACCUUGGGUACACCCCAUCAGAGCACAGACCUUGCCAUCAAUGUGGUCAGCACGCUUAAGAGAAAAACUGUGUGUGGAGGCACCUCCACCCCCACCUUUGGUCUGGAUACCCCUGCUCCCAAACAGGGCACAUCCCGCAACCGUCUCGUGGGGGCAUCCUCAGCACCCAGCCAGGGCUUUGUUGGAGGUGGAUCUUUCAGAUCGAACACUCCUCUUACUGUUGGUGCAGGAUCCAAGAUCCCAGGAACUCGACAGCGAGGGCAGGCCCGAAGGCAGCUCUCUCACAAGAAAUAG
Messenger RNA from Condylura cristata (star-nosed mole), 3063 nucleotides. RefSeq names its product nuclear envelope pore membrane protein POM 121C-like. NCBI's taxonomy places the organism in Eukaryota, Metazoa, Chordata, Mammalia, Eulipotyphla, Talpidae. The transcript has a single exon. The record is from RefSeq and is a predicted model, not a curated record. Bases 1 to 3063 code for a protein of 1020 amino acids. Gene Ontology annotation, cellular component: nuclear pore. Gene Ontology annotation, biological process: RNA export from nucleus; protein import into nucleus. Gene Ontology annotation, molecular function: structural constituent of nuclear pore.